AUGGAGAGGUUACAAAGACUUAUGAUGAACAGCAAAGCCGGUAUGGUUGACGCCAACCGUGAUGACACGAAGGAAACAGUAUACAUUUCAUCAAUAGCGUUGCUGAAGAUGCUAAAGCAUGGCAGAGCAGGUGUGCCGAUGGAGGUGAUGGGUUUGAUGUUGGGUGAAUUUGUGGAUGACUAUACUGUGAAUGUUGUGGAUGUAUUUGCUAUGCCGCAGUCUGGUACCGGCGUUUCUGUGGAGGCAGUCGAUGAUGUUUUCCAGGCUAAGAUGAUGGAUAUGCUAAAGCAAACAGGAAGAGAUCAAAUGGUUGUAGGAUGGUACCAUUCUCACCCAGGCUUUGGUUGUUGGUUGUCAUCCGUGGAUGUCAAUACCCAAAAAUCCUUUGAGCAGCUUAAUAAUAGGGCUGUAGCGGUAGUUGUGGAUCCAAUUCAAUCUGUGAAGGGUAAAGUCGUCAUUGAUGCUUUCAGAUUGAUUGAUACCGGGGCUUUGAUAAAUAACCAGGAGCCCAGACAAACAACAUCCAACGCUGGACUUCUGAACAAGGCCAAUAUUCAAGCAUUGAUACAUGGAUUAAACAGACACUACUAUUCUCUAAACAUAGAUUAUCGCAAGACCCCGACUGAAACAAAUAUGCUUAUGAACCUCCACAAAGAGCAAUGGCAAUCAGGGUUGAAAAUGUAUGACUACAAGGAGAAAGAGCAUGAGAAUUUGGAAGCUACUCAAAAAUUAGUCAAAAUUGCUGAGCAAUACUCCAAGAGGGUCGAAGAGGAAAAGGAAUUUAGCGAGAAGGAGCUGAAAACGCGUUAUGUAGGCAAGCAAGACCCUAAGAAACACCUAGCUGAAACGUCUGAUGCGGUCCUCGAGAACAACAUUGUAUCUCUGCUAACGGCAAGUGUAAAUUCCGUGGCGAUUAAAUAG
Torulaspora globosa is the source of this 921-nucleotide messenger RNA. RefSeq names its product proteasome regulatory particle lid subunit RPN11 (gene RPN11). Gene Ontology annotation, biological process: proteasome-mediated ubiquitin-dependent protein catabolic process; protein deubiquitination. Lineage: Eukaryota; Fungi; Ascomycota; Saccharomycetes; Saccharomycetales; Saccharomycetaceae. The transcript has a single exon. Gene Ontology annotation, molecular function: metallopeptidase activity; proteasome binding; protein binding. The record is from RefSeq and is a predicted model, not a curated record. The coding region runs from base 1 to 921 and encodes 306 amino acids. Gene Ontology annotation, cellular component: proteasome regulatory particle, lid subcomplex.